Molecule: messenger RNA, 9941 nt
Organism: Zeugodacus cucurbitae (melon fly)
Lineage: Eukaryota; Metazoa; Arthropoda; Insecta; Diptera; Tephritidae
Gene: jbug
Product: filamin-C
Exons: 16
Coding region: 618-9191 (2857 amino acids)
Biological process (GO): actin cytoskeleton organization
Molecular function (GO): actin filament binding
Source: RefSeq, a predicted model, not a curated record
UAAAAACGCCUUUCAGUCUGAGCGCAGCAGUGGCUGAGCGCGCACAUACGACGGAAUUUGAUGUGAGAAAAGUCGACAAUUUUGAAGUGAAUCAAAUCACAUAUAACUUUAUACUUACAAACGAAGGCUCAAAGCCAAAGUGUUAGCACAUAUUAUAUAAUAAUUGUAAUACGAAUUGAAGGCGUGUUCCAAAAGUGUUAAUUUUCUCUAAAAUUUCAGCGCCAACGAAACGAAAUAUCCAAAUUAAAGCAUCUUAUAGCUACAAGCUGCCAAAACGCCCAUUUUAGUGAAUGCGCAGCAGGUGAACACCAGCCAAAUAAAUCUUCUGUAACAGGCGAAUUGAAAAAAGAACAAAGCGCUCACUUGUUCUGCUGAGUGUGCCUGCGCCGUUAAGUGUACGAGUAUAUAUAUAUAUUAACAUUAGACGUAACUGUGCGAAGUUCACUAUGAAAACAAAACGCAAAUUGUGUUAAACGCUGAAUUUCGCACAUUUUACUUUACUAUUUUCUACAAAACAAACGAAAAAAUAAGAAAAAGAAUCCGUUUAUUAAAUAAGAAGCGCACGAAUUGCUUAAGUGACAGUGACAGUGUGUGUGUUGUAGUCAUCCUCGCGCAGGAUGGAUGUGAAAGAUAUUAAAGGUGCCAAAGUGACACAUGCCGGUCUGCUGAAGCAUAACACCGAUGGCAGCACCGAAACCCAGAAGAUUACCCAUGCCGGUUUGGUGGCGCGCUCGCCCGAGGGCACCGCCGCCAAGGGUAUGAACAUACGCGGCAACGAGGAUUUAUGGGUUGAAAUACAGGCGAACACCUUUCGCAAUUGGGUGAAUGAGCAUUUGCGUCCGACCGGAAUGCAGGUCAUCGAUUGGGCCAGCGACUUUUGUGACGGCACUUGUCUGUGCGCGUUGGUCGAAAGUCUGCAAACCCGUCCAUUGAAGCCAUCAUGGAAUCGUCGUCCAGCCAAUCAACAUCAUUAUCUUGAGAAUGCCACCACGGCAUUGAAUGCCAUCGAAAAGGAUCACAUCAAACUUGUCAACAUCGGUAAUGUGGAUAUUGUGAAUGGCAAUGUGAAGCUCAUUUUGGGUCUCAUUUGGUCGCUGAUUGUACGCUAUCAAAUUGGUCGCAGUAAAUUCCCGCCCAGGAAGCUGAUGCUCGCCUGGUUGCAAGCGGCGCUGCCCGAAUGCAAAAUCAGCAAUUUGACCACCGACUGGAAUAGUGGUGUUAACCUUGCUGCGCUGUUGGAUUACUGUCAGCCGGGACUGUUCCCACACUGGCGUUCCCUGGAUCCCAAAGAGAGUGUGCAGAAUUGUACGAACGCCAUGAAUUUGGCGCAAAGUAAAUUUGGUGUGCCAAGAGUUCUGGAGCCGGCAUACUUGGCUUCACCGUGGUUGGAUGAAUUAUCCGGCAUGACAUAUUUAUCAUACUUCAUGAAACCGGGCGGCCCCGGUUAUAAUGCUACAAUGCGUUGGGUUAAUACCCAGGUUAAAGAUAGUGUCAAGAACUUUACGACCGACUGGAAUGAUGGUCGCGUUAUGUGUGAGAUCAUUAAGGGACUCGGCGGUCCGGCGCCAGCGCCAGAAAAACUCAGCACGGAUCCUUUUCAUUACGAAAAUAACAUAAGGAAGGCGGUUGAAGCUGGUCAGCGUCUUGGAGUGCAACCUAUACUUACAGCCAAAGAUAUGGCUAAUCCUGAAGUAGAGCAUUUGGGUAUAAUGGCCUACGCCGCACAUUUGCAGUGGGUGCCACCGCGACCACCACUGUCUGACAUGAUCACCGUUUUGAUGGAGAGUAACUCUGGACGUGUCGGUGAACAGACGCACUUCCGUAUCGACGUAGUAUCACGCGAAGUUAGUCUUAGCUCGGUGAAGGCAUUUAUAGUGCCACCAUCCGGUCAGCCACAACCGGUUCGUCUUAAUCCACAUGGCGAAGGUGUCUACAUACCCGAAAAGUAUGGCAUGCAUGAAAUACUCGUAGAAGUUGGCGAUGAUAGUUUAGGUGGACAUUUCUUCCGUGUGCUACCACGUUUUAUACAAGUUGCGCCCCCAGGCAUGGCACCCUGUGCUCUGGGCAGUCUGGUCGAAGUAUUGGUUAAUGCAACUGGCGCACCAAAGACCGAAGAUAUUCUGGUCACUGCCGUUUCACCGACUGGCAUCUCGCAUAAUUGCCCGCUGAAGAAGGUCGAGGAAGGACACAGUGCCAUAUUCAAACCGGAUGAAGCCGGUAUCUGGGAAAUUGCCAUCACCUAUCAAGGGCGACACAUACAAGGUGGUCCCUUCACCUGCGCCGUCUUCGACGCCAGCGGUGUUUCGGUGCAUGGCUUAGACGGCGCUAUGCCACUGCGUGCUCACUCCUUCGAGGUGGACGCACGUGGUGUUGGUGUCACCGGUGAACUGCAUGUGGAUAUUGUGCAUGACAAACGUUCGCUGGUGUGUUCCAUUGAGAAGAUAGUGGAAAAUAAGUACAGAGUCACAUUCAUGCCACGUCAAAAUGGUAAAUAUCGCGUCUACGUCUAUUUCAAUGGUUACGACGUCAAGGGUUCGCCGUUCAUUAUGCGCGUCGGCACCAAAGGACGUUCGGGCAAAACACGCAGCAGUCCGUUGCAUGAGAGCAAACAUCGCGCGGAGAGUCCCUCAAUGCAUUACACCUCAACCACGAAUACCCGACACAAUGACUAUAGAAACACAACAUCGGCGGCAACAUCAUCUCUUUCGCGUCGGGACUUGUUGAAUCACAACGCUGCGGAGCGACAAAGAUCGUAUUCACCGGCAAUAUCGCCGAAGAUCGAUACGCCCGAUUAUCGCACGACAUCCAGCUACUACAAAAGAGAGAGUGAGAUACGCUCGAGUGAAGUACGCACCCACAGUCCAUUGACAAUUAAAACUUCGAUUCCGUACGAAUCUAAUGCGCGCACUUUGAACGCCAGUCCACGUCACACCUCUAUUUCCCCGGUGCAACGUCAUUCGCCCAGCAACGCCUACAUUUCGACGGCCACACAUCGCAUUGGCAGCCCAGUCACAACUUUGAAUAAGAACGGUCUAAAUCGCUCCGAUUACGAGACUUCUCGCACCGUUGAGAAAUCUUCGACUUACAAAUCGACCUCGAAUUAUGUUGCCGAUUCGAAUAUACGUGCCAGCCCUUCACUUUACACAACUGCCGAACGCCUCCGACGUACCGCUUCGCCCGAGCCGCGCAUCGAUCAUUCCUCGAAUGUGCGCGUCUCCUCGAUCAAACCGGCAACAGCACGUCGUGACAGCUGGGAUGUCAUUAACAAAACGAAACAUAUGCUUUCACAUAAUUCGCUUGAAUCUUUGGCAAAUAUGACAGAAAAGCAAUUGAACACGGACCUCUCCUACAAUCGUCCCGACAUCGACCAUGAAACACAUCGUAAUACACAAUAUAAUAAAUUCGCCUUGCAAGAGCAGAAAUAUCACUCAGAUCGUCGUGGCUCACGCGAUUCUGUGGACGAUGCUGAACGUUACAAACCCAGUGCCAUUACCGUUAAAUCACAUUCGAAUAACACUUACACCGACAAAUCGGGUGGUUAUACGAAAACCGUUAAGGAGUCGAGCGAACAUGUCGUUACUGAACGCACCUCUGGUGGUGGUGGCGGUAUCGGUGUCAGUAGUGGCAACGGAAACGGUCAUUAUGGCUAUAGUUCGCUGUCUCGAUUUCGUCCCAUAGAGAAUAGCGCCACGGGUGCCCGUGCUAUACGCGUGCAAGAUAUACCAAACGGUGCCAUUGGACGCCCCGUGGAAUUUGAGAUUGACGGCUCGAAAGCCGGUUCUGGCAAUUUAGAAAUAUUGGUCAAUGGUGGACGUGUCACUUCGUCGGUGCGUUCACUGGGCGGACAACGUUUUGUGGCCAGCUUCACGCCACACGAACCGGGCAUACACACCGUACAGAUCACUUUCAAUGGAGAAACUGUGCCAGGUUCACCGUGGCACGUUGAAAUCAUGUCCACACCCGGUCUAACUGCACUGGGCGAAUCUACACGCCUUGUACCCGCCAAUACGCCGGCGGUUUUUGAGAUACUGCCGCCUCCUGGACAAAGCCUAAGCAAGGGCGAGUGCGUGGCUACAGUUUUGACACCGAGUAAGUCCAAACUGAAUGCCAGAGUCACCCAUGAGGCGGCAAAUGGUGCUGCACGCAUCGAAUUUGUACCCACCGAAGUGGGCACACACAUCAUCGAGGCAUCGAUUGUGGGCACAAAAAUCGCCGGCGGUCCGCUGAUCGCCAAAGUCUACGAUGCCAGUCUAAUACAAGUGACCGAUGUGAAUGGCGGUGUUGUCGGGCAACCGUGUCAAUUCCGCGUCGAUGCGAGCGCUGCUGGCGAAGGUCAGCUGGAGAUAUCGAUUAAUGAAGGCGAAGUACCGAAUCACGUUCAAGUCGUUGGUGGCGGACGUUGUUUGGUCUCCUUCACACCCGAACAGGCGAAAUCACAUCUGAUUGAUAUUAAAUUUAAUGGCGAAACUGUACGUGGCUGCCCGUUUGUUUGCCCUGUUGCAGACACAUCGCGCGUCAUGUUGAAUCUCUCGAAUCUCGAGUUGAUACCCGUCAAUCGGCCGGCAUCGUUUCAUAUCACCGUAAGCGGUGGCGGUGCUGCUGAGUUGGCGGUCAGUGUACGUGGUCCGCAUGGUGAACUGCCGGUGCGCGUGACCGGCGACAUACAUGCCGGUUUCACAGCCGAAUUCACACCCACUAAUGUCGGUGGGCACACGAUUAAUGUUGAAUAUAAUGGCUUCGCUGUACAAGGUACCCCGUUCUUGGCAAAAUCUUAUGAUGCCACCAAAGUGACGGUGGGCAGUGUGUCGCGUGGCACCGUCGGUCGUCCAGUGCAGUUUACGGUGGAUGCUGGCGAUGCAGGCGAGGGUAAUUUGGAGAUUACCAUUUCGGCAAAGGGGCAGAACAUACCGACGCAGGUGCAUCCGCAAGGCAGUGCAAGAUUCUCCGUUUCGUUUGUGCCAACUGAGGCGUGUGAACACACCAUCAACGUCACUUUCAAUAAAAUGCCGGUACCGGGUUGUCCGCUCACAGUGAAUAUCAGUGGCGGCGUGUCCGGUCCACAGGUGUCAUUGGGCGGUCCUGGGCCGGUGCAUCAGCCGAAUUCUUUUGUUAUCAAUCACGCUGGCGGUCGUUUGGAAGAUAUCGAGGUCAACGUUGAAGGACCUGCCGGUCAAUCAGUGCCCGCACAGGUCCAUCAAACCUCGGAGGGUAUCUUCAAGGCCGAGUUCGUGCCACGCGUUGUCGGCGAACAUCGUGUGAAUGUCACGGUCAACGGUUUGUCCACCGCUGGUAGUCCCUACGCAGCUAAGGUUUACGACGUGAACGCCAUCAAAGUGAAGAAUGUCAGCAAUGGCACUGUUGGCAAACCAGUUACUUUCUUGGUAGAAACAUCGCAAGCGGGUCCAGGCAAUCUAGAGGUCACCGUAAAUGGUGGACGAGUGCCGACUUCUGCGCAAGCACAGGGACAACACACCUAUGCCAUUAGUUUUACACCACGUGAUGCACAAAAUCACACAGUCGAGUUACGUUUCAAUGGACAAGAUGUGCCGGGCUCACCGUUCACGUGCCGUGUUUCGGCCGCUGCGCGCAUACAAUCACCCGAAACUUUGGACAAAGUUAGUGUUGGACGGCUUUUUGAGUUCGUCGUUGAGUCCGACACGGAGCCUAGUGUUGAAGUGCUCGGUCCGGCCAGACGCAGUGUGCCCGUCAAGAUCGACGCGUUGGAGGGUAUUGGUUAUAAUAUUAAAUUUGAACCUGUCGAGGUUGGUGAUCAUUCGGUGGAAGUACGUUUGCCUGGCGGUGGUCAUGUCGAGGGUAGUCCAUUCCUACUCAAGUCGUAUUCGGCUGAGAAGGUUAUUGUUACCGAUAUACGUCCGGGAGUGGUUGGUAAAAGUGUGAGCUUCGGCAUCAAUGCCAGUCAGGCUGGUGCAGGCAACUUGGAAAUCAUUGUUGCGGUUAAUGGUAAAAAUGUACCGAAUUAUGUGCAGUCGGAGGGUAAUGCGCGUUUCAAGGUGAACUUCAAACCCACCGAGGCUGCGCCACACUCGCUAUCCGUGCGUUUUAAUGGUCACCCAGUGCCCGGUUCACCAUUCACUUGUCAAAUUGCAUCAGCGCCCAUUAGUUUGCCACGCGCUAUGGCUACCGGUGAAGGUCUCAAGCAAGCGGCUAUCAAAGUUGAUAACACAUUCGAAUUGGAGGGCUUCGAAGGCGUGGAGCCACAAGUUUUUGUGACUACACCAUCUGGUGAUAAUAUUAUAUGUCAAUUGAGUCCACAAGGCGGCGACGCCUACACAGCAACUUUCCAACCUACAGUGGUGGGUCGUCAUUUAAUCAGCAUUACCGCAAAUGAUAAACACAUCAACGGUUCACCCUUCUCGUGCAAUGUCUUCGAUGUUUCACGUGUCAGCAUCAGUGGGUUGGAUCAACAAUAUGGUCCGGCCGCAUUAGGCGUGCCCGUCACUUUCAGUGUAGACGCCGCUGGCGCUGGUGAAGGUACACUUGAAUUGGUCGUUUCCACAGACACGAGCACCGUAAAAGCCGAAGUGGUUGCCUGUGCACGUGGUCUCUACGAUGUGACCUUUGUGCCACAGACCACAGAAGCACAUUAUGUGAAUAUUACAUUCAACGAAGUGCCCGUCGACGGCAGUCCAUUCCGCGUCGACAUACAACAGACAACACAACACAUACAGAUCGGUAGUUUGGCCACCAUUGACUUUCCAACAGAUGAUCAGAUCGCAGAAAUUAUGGGACCCGAUCACAAGCCAGUACCGUAUACCAUUACUAGACAAACAGCGGAAUUCCGCACGCACAUGACCGGUAAUUAUUUGAUACGCUUUAUCGAUCGCGACACGCGUCAGCAUAUCGGCACACGCACCCUCACGGUUUUCGAUCCAUCGUUGGUGAAGAUCACCGAAGUCGGUGAAGCGAUUUGCCAGCAACCAGCUAGCAUCUCGGUAUCGCUCAAUGAAGCUGGUCAAGGAGAACUUUCAGCCAUUGUAAAAUGUGGUGCAACCGAAGUACCACAUUCCAUACGCGGCCCAUCUAAGACAGGCAUUUAUGAGAUCGUCUAUCAUCCCACACGUGUGGCUCCACACAAGAUGACCAUACUCUUCAACGAAGUGCCGAUUUCACUAAAACCAUUGGAGAUCAAUGUGCUGCCUGCGAAUGCCGGUAAGGAUAUCAGUGUAUCAGGACUCGGCUUAUAUCAGGCACGUGUUGGCAAGACAACAUCGUUUGCCAUCGACACCGUUAAAAGACCGGCUCGCGAAUUCGAUGUAGUUGUAUCUGGUCCAGGUGGUCAAGCUUUACCAGUGCGUUGUUAUCAAACUAAGAGUGGACAUUUACAGGCUGAGUUCACAAUCACUAAACCGGGUCAGAGCAUAGUUGAGGUGCUUCAUCAAUCUAAGCCACUACCAGGCAGUCCGUUCACAUGCGAAGCCUUUGAUACCAGUCGUGUUACAGUGCAGGGUGUACCAAAAGGCCAGUUAGCGCUACACAGUCCCAUCUGUUUCACAGUGCGCACCGAUAAUGCCGGUAUCGCCGAAAUAGAGGCCUUCGCGGUAUCUCCCACAAAUCAAAAUCUUCCCGUCCACAUCACCGAGCAAUCAGAAGGCAUAUAUAGUGUUGAAUUCGUGCCAUCCCAACCAGGUGCUUACAAACUAACGAUCAUGUAUGGCGGCGAAACGGUGCAGGGUUCGCCUUUCUCUUUUACCGCAUCCUCAACAGGCGUAAAGACCGAUACGCGCGCCGCCGGCAAUGGUCUGGAGGUAUGCCAACGCAACAAGGAGGCCUCCUUCAUUGUCUACUGUCCCAUUGCACCGAAUGUGCAAAUCGAGCGUGUCGAUGAGUUUGGUGAACGUAUCGAACCGAAGAUCAAGGCUCUGGGCAAUAAUGAAUGGCGUAUUUCGUACACCAUUCUCUCAGUCGGUCAUUAUGAAAUACGCGCCAGUUGUCCGAAUCGCGGUAAUUUACCCGGUUCACCGUGGAAUAUUUCCUGUGUCGAAUCUUCGAAGAUUACACCUGUUGGCGGUUGGGGUACACUACUCGAUCACGAUGGUCGUCUCAUUUUACCAGCACGUAUAGUGUUCGAUAUAGAGAACGCUGGCCCUGGCGAGUUGGCCUGCUCUAUAGAUGGUAUUGAAAUACCCGUUGACAAAUUGAGUGAUGGCAAAAUGCGUAUCUACAUUUCGGCCGACAGUUUAGCACCGGGCGAGCACGAUUUAGACCUCACUUGGAGUGGUCUCACUAUUGUGCAAUGUCCACGUAGUGCUUUCGUCACGGGCCAACAAGCUGCCGACAAAGUGGUGCUCACAGGUCGUGGUCUCGCAGCGGCACAAGCUGGUGAAGCCGCACAUUUCACAAUAGAUGCCACAAAUGCACCUGCCGGACGACCGGAAGUCAUACUAGUACAUCAAGACAACACUUCGGUGCCAGUAAGCUUGGCGCAACCGCGUCCAACAGAAAAUAUUUGGUUAGCCUCCUACACACCGCAGAAGUCUUCUUCUGGUCCGCUAACCUUAUCAGUCAAAUGGAAUGGUCGCCUUGUAAAAGGUUGUCCACUCACCGUCGCUGUCGGUUCUUCUAUGGAUGCUUCGAAAGUCAUCUGCUCGGGUGAGGGCCUUCGACAUGGUAUUGUCGGUAAGGAUAUUAAGUCGUGGAUUGAUACACGUCGCGCUGGCCCUGGUGAGUUAACAGCUCACUGUGCUGGACCACGUAAAGUGGCUUAUUGCGAGCUGUAUGAUCACGGUGAUGCCACAUUUACGCUGAACAUUAAACCACAAGAGCCGGGCAGACAUUUACUGACGAUCAAAUAUGGUGGCCAAAAUGUGCCCGGUUCGCCGUUCGCAUUGAAGGUCGCUGGUGCACCAGAUGCUAGUAAGGUACGUGUCUAUGGUCCCGGCAUUGAGCACGGUGUCUUAGCCACCUUCCAAUCGCGUUUCAUCUGCGACACACGCGGCGCUGGUGCUGGUCAACUGACAGUGAGAGUGCGUGGACCAAAGGGCGCGUUCCGUGUGGAGAUGCAGCGUGAAAGCCAGAAGGAUCGCACAAUACUCUGCAAGUACGAUCCCACAGAGCCGGGCGAUUAUCGUGUCGAAGUGAAAUGGGCUGGUGAAUUUGUGCCCGGCUCACCAUUCCCGGUCAUGAUAUUCGACACUGAAGAAGAGUUGCGACGCUAUUUGCAAGGUAUAUGAGGCCAGAGUAGUAUUAGCACAAUUAUACUGCCCAGCCCUGCCCUCAGUCAACUAACACAACACCAACACCAACAACAACAACACUUACACCCACACCAACACCACCAAACAUUACCAAUGCAACAUAAUACAUUACCAGCAUCACCGCAACAAUAUUAUCGUUCCCAACAACAAAUACGUUUAUCGCCACUGCUGGGCAGUCAGUUACUGAACCAGCAUUACAUAAGCAAUCCGGAUUUCAUCUACGACAUGGGCUCGCGCAGUUGUUUGCGACGUCGCUGCCGACAGGACAACAAUUGCGUGCUGCUUUGACGAACACGCGAAGCACACGUGCCCCAAUGUGUGUGAAGGAAACGUGAAAAAUAAUGGGCGCACGAGCAAAAUAUAAUAUUUACGCCAACUCAUUAGAGAGGUUUACUUAUUUAGAAAGCAAAGGCUCGUAUGAAAAUGCGGUUCAACGGAGUAACUCUGCGGCUACAUACGAUACUACAAACUGGUCACACAAAUCGACGGCGAGGAGAGGCGAAAGAGGGCAGCUAACUCACAGUAACCACAAGUAAAAGUGAGGCAUUAUUUUCUUUUAAAAUUUAUUUUUUUUUUAAUAAAAUAUUUAAGCAAAAAAAAAGUUAAAAAUAUAUCAAAUAAUUAAUUACUUAAUUAAUUAAAAAUAUGUUAUAAUUAAGCAAAUGAUCCGCCCAAUAGCGUGUAUUUAAGCAACGAAAUCUUCCCAAUUGUUAAUCAAUGCAAAAA